GGCCCGUUCGAAUCGGCAAUUUCAUUUUCAAGAGAUUCGACGCCAUUUCCUCUCUCGGCCUUCCCUUGAGGAAUUGUAGAGUAUCCCUGUCUUCCUCGACUGCCCUACUUAUGCUCCGAACCAAUUUCAGCCAUGUUCUCCAUCGCAGCUAUCAACGACUCUGAUUCCAGUGGCCAGCGGGAGCCUCUUGCCCCUACCAAGGAAGCCCAGGAAUUCCAUCUUUCUCAGAGUUAUCAUGAGGGGCUUCUGAAAUUGCAAGACAAGGAUUAUGCAAGAGCCCGUGAGCUUUUUGAAGCUGUCUUAAAAGAUCCUCUCAUAUCAAGUUCACAGAUUGGUAUGAAUGCUGGUGAUGGCCACCUGUUACAGCUGAGAUUUUUGUCAUUGAAGAAUCUUGCUUUGGUUUUUUUCCAACAAGGCUUCGAUCAUUACAACAGUGCUCUUCACUGCUAUCUUCAGGCGGUGGAAAUUGACUCUAAAGAUUCAGUUGUUUGGAAUCAGCUUGGAACGCUGGCUUGUACAAUGGGCUUAUUUAGUACCUCACGCUGGGCUUUUGAACAGGGCCUUUUAUGCAGCCCCAACAAUUGGAACUGCAUGGAGAAACUCCUGGAGAUCUUAAUUGCUAUCGGAGAUGAAGUUUCAUCCCUUUCUGUGGCAGAGCUGAUACUGAGGCACUGGCCUUCACAUUCACGUGCGUUGCAUGUGAAGAAGAUAAUCGAGGAUGCAGAGCUGAUACCAUUUGCGCCUCGUGGUAUAGAUAAGCUGGAGCCUAAGCAUAUUAGAUUGAAGUUUCCCGAGAAGAGAAAAGUAGCAGAUGACAUGAUUGAUGAGAAUGUCUCAUCAAAAAAACUAAAACAGUCGGUUGAGCUACAAUUGUCAGAACCUAGUUGGGCAAUUCUUGCAGAUGCAAUUUUAGGCCUAUUGCUUCCUUCAGCGAGUAUGUUGUCUGAGCAAGAGUUAUCAAGACAAGAAACUUCACUUAAUGGUAAAGUUGGUUGCAGGCGAGGGGAUACUGAAAAUGUUGAUGAACAAGCAUUUCAAGCAUUUACUAAUUCAAGAAUAAACAUACACUUGUCCUCAAAUUCAAAAAUUAUUGUGGAUUCUUCUAGACCAGUGACUUGUCCAGCUGGUGAAAGUAUGACCGUCUCUUCUUGUAGUUUUGAUGAAACAAGAAUGAUUAAGGAUAAGGAAAUCUGUGCGGACAAAGAACAUCAUCAAGAAAGGCGAAGCAUGCGCCUUGAACGGCUAAGAAGUCGCAAAUCAGGGAAAGAAGAGUUGGAAUUUUCAAGUGGAAAGGAUUCUUCAAAACUUAUAUUGCAAACUUUAGAACCUUUUAUACUCAACAAGUCUGGAACAAGUAACGUUGAUUAUUCUGGAAAUAAUAAUUUUUCUUAUGCUGACAUUCUUACAUAUUCAUCAGUUCAGGAAUGCAAUGAUGUUACUCAAUUCAUAUAUAAGGCUUCAAAAAAUUGUGGAGCUUACCAUAUAGGACAUAUGUUGCUAGAAGAGAUUUCUAAAGUGAAUGUUCCUAUUCAGUUUUGUUUUGCUAAGAUCCUGGAAAUAGAAAAGUUGACGAGGCACUGGGGUCAGGAUAGGACUCCAUCUUGCAGCCUGUUUCUAGCUGAGUUAUGUUUUGAUCAAGGUUCAGUAUCUACUGAUAAAUCUAAGCAAGUUGAUUUUUUCUCCGACUCAUCUUAUCAUCUAUGUAAAGUGAUUGAGUUGUUGGUUAUCGAUUCAUCAAAUAACUUAGAUGGUGUACAAGACUAUCAAAGUAACUCCAAAGGCAACUCGUGUGUAGAUUAUACUAAUAAUGCAACAAAUCCUUUGAGUUGCUCUUCAGAGAAUGACAAUAUUCUAAUCAGCGAUAUUUUCCACUCAAGCGUUUUAGAUGUUACUUCUGCACUAACAAAUAAUUGCACAUUUUGGGCUCGUUUCUUCUGGUUAAGUGGCUGCCUGUCUGUUUUGUAUGUUAGCAAAGAAAAAGCAUUGAAGGAAUUCAUCAUUUGCUUAUCAAUUUUGAGAAAAUAUAGCGAGACGUCAGAUUCUGUGCCUUUACCUCAUUGUAGAGUUAAGGCACUUACUAUUGACAAGGUUAUUAAUGAAAUUAAUUUGUUAACGUUAGAUGCAUUGCUUCAAAAGGUUAAUGGGGACUUUAUGGAGAAAGGCUUAUAUGCAAAAUGUAUAGAAAUGCUUUCCCCACUCUUACUUUCCACAAAGGAUGUCUACCUUGACGUGGUAUCAGCUUCCUCAAAGGAAAGUGAAGGGGUAAUAUCACUCGAGUUAAGGGCUAUUGAUGUCUUAAUAUCAGCUUGCCAAAAAACAGAGCCGUUGAAUGCUGAACUCUAUUUAAAUUGUCACCGACGGAAAUUGCAAUUGGUUAUUGCUGCUGGCAUGUUAGGUUUUCGUACAUUUCAAAAUGAUGAUAGAAGCUCAUUUCUCAAAACAAGCCAUGCCUCUGAUUUGGGAAAUCCGGAGUCUGUGGAUGAGCGGUGGUUAGAAAUGGUUGCUGAAGAAAUAAAGGAUAUAUCUCAAAUAGCGUCAAGGCUGAGGGCUACGAUUGACCAAAAUUUUACUCAUGGUUGCAUGGAUUCUUUGGAUAGUGUUAUUGGUAAUAUUCAGAGUCUGCUUUUAACAGUUAUAUGUAGUUCCUUGGGAAAAAUCCUCAACCAGAAAGGCUCAAUACCCGGAAAUUUAAAUACCGCUGAUCACUCAGAAUGCUGUCUUCUUGUUGAUGCUGCUAUUGCAUUCUGCAAGCUGCAACAUCUUCAACCUUCAAUUCCUAGCAAAGCUCAAGUUGAUCUUAUUGUGGCUGUCCAUGACUUGCUUGCGGAAUAUGGACUUUGCUGUGCUGGUCGGGACAUUAAUGGAAAAGAAGGGGCAUUUCUGAAAUUUGCAAUCAAGCAUCUUUUGGCUUUAGAUAUGAAAUUGAGAUCAUUACAUGGUUCGAACGGAAAAGAGGAAAUACUACAAAGAGAUGGGCAAGAAGGAAUGAAUGCUGAUUGUUGCUUGCCCAAGGAUGAGGUUGAAAAUGGAAAGUUUCAGAUUGAUUUGAACUCUGACUCUACUGGAGAGAAAUAUGGAGCACAUGUUAUUAACGGAAUUACUAACCAGAUAAUUGAUACUGAAAUAGAAAAAGUGCAGACGGGUAUUGAAAAUGCUUUAGAUCAGAGCUUUUUCUGUUUGUAUGGCCUUAACAUAAACCCAGAUUCUUCAAGUGAAGAUGACUUGGCCUUACAUAAAAAUACUAGUCGUGGAGAUUAUCAGACCAAGGAACAGUGUGCUGAUGUCUUUCAAUACGUUUUACCAUAUGCAAAAGCUUUAUCUAGAAAUGGCUUGGUGAAACUUAGAAGAGUGUUCAGAGCCAUUCGGAAACACUUCCCACAACCACCAGAUGAAUUAUUGUUGGAAAAUUCAAUAUAUAGAUUUUUAGAUAGCACCGAGUUAUCUGAGGAUUUGCUGUAUGAAUUAUCCGGAAGCGAUGACAAUGAUGAUGCAGUCUUGAAUCUACUUUUCAUUAAUGGUAGAUGGCCUGAUACACUUCAAGCAUCAUCAGAUAUUGGCUGCAGCUCUGAAAAAUACAUGGAGGUUUAUGGAAACUUGUAUUAUCUUAUUGGUCAGGCUGAGGAUACUAGUGCUACUGAUAAAUAUCCUGGCUUCGUACUCAAGAAGGAAGGCGAAGAAUUCGUUGAACAAAAUGCCAAUCUUUUUAAGUAUGAUUUACUGUACAAUCCUUUACGUUUUGAGAGCUGGCAUAAGCUUGCUAAUAUCUAUGACGAGGAAGUGGACUUGUUGCUAAAUGAUGGAAGUAAGCACAUAAACAUUUUGGACUGGAGAAAGAAUGCUAGUCUGCCUCAAAGAGUUGAAAUUGGCCGAAGGCGUAGCAGACGGUGUUUAUUAAUGAGUUUAGCUUUAGCUAAGUCUUCAGAUCAGCAGAGCCAAAUACAUGAAUUGCUUGCACUAGUUUACUAUGACAAUAUUCAGAAUGUUGUUCCAUUUUAUGAUCAAAGAUUUCAUGUGCCUAAAAGGGAUACAACAUGGAGGAUUUCUUGUCAGAAUUCAAUGAAACAUUUUGAAAAGGCUUUUGCACUCAAGCCUGAUUGGCUUCCUUCAUUUUACUUGGGAAAGCUCUGCGAAAAGCUGGGAUAUUCACAUGAUCGGGCUUUUUCAUUUUAUAGUAAAGCUGCUUCUUUGAAUCCUUCUGCAGUUGAUCCUGUAUAUAGAACACAUGCUUCCCGCCUAAAGUUGCUUUAUACUCGUGGGAAAAGAAAUAUAAAUGUUCUUCAGGUAGUUGCUGCAUAUGCUUUCAAUCAUGAAGCAAAAGAAAAGGUCCUCAACAUGUUCGGUUGGACAUCGGAUGAUCUUCUAAAUUCUGAUGGUGCAAAAGAUAUAGCUCCAAAAAACUCGAACGAGGAAGGGAACACUGAAAUUCUGUUGGAUGAUGCAUGGCAUUUACUUUAUGAUGAUUGCCUGUGUGCUCUACAAGUUUGCGUUGAGGGUGGUGAACUGAAACACUUUCACAAGGCAAGGUACAUGCUUGCCCGGGGAUUAUAUAGGAGGGGUGAGCCUGGUGAUCUGGAGAGGGCAAAGGAUGAACUUUCCUUCUGCUUUAAGUCAUCACGGUCUGCUUUUACAAUAAAUAUGUGGGAGAUAGACGGUGCAACCAAAAAGGGCAGACGGAAAUAUCCAGGUCAUGGUGGAAAUAAGAGGAAUUUGGAGGUUAGCUUGUCAGAAAGUUCUCGAAAAUUUAUCACCUGCAUCCGGAAGUACCUUUUAUUUUAUUUGGACUUGUUGGGAAGGACUGGGGACUUGUCUACUCUAGAGAGAGCUUAUACGUGUUUACGGACUGAUAAAAAGUUCUACUUGUGCCUGUGUGAUAUUGUGCCUAUAGCUAUUGGAAAAUAUGUUCAAGUUUUGGCAUCAUCAAUUCAAAAUGCUGGGGCUGUUGGAUCAGCUGAUAAGAACGCUCUCGAGCAAUUGUUGGACCGGAUGUUUAACUUAUUCAUCGAUCAUGUCAGCAUUUUGGCAGACUUGAGCAGUUUACCUGAGUUGAAUUACUCUGAAAUAUCAGAGGCAAAUCUGUGUGGUUAUAUCCAUCAAUACAUUGAUUUACUUGAGAGCGACAUCCGAUUGGAUGCUCUAGAAGUGAUUAAUGAGAAGAUCCGAAAGCGCUUCAAAAAUUCAAAAUUGUCUAGUACUAACUUUGCAAAAAUUUAUAAGCACGCUUCUUUGGCUUGGUGUCGCGCACUUCUUAUGAAGCUAGCUUCAGUAACCCCUGUUCCAGAUGGUGUUUACCCACCUGAUCUGUCUCAUCAUGCUGCUGCUUCAGAGAAUGACCUCCUACUUUAUGUUGACCUCCAACCAGAUGAGUUUUUCAGCACAACAUUAUUGGAAGGCUUAACACAUUCCAAAGGUCUUGAUUUGAACUGGUACCAGAUUCUAUCAAAAAUUAAGGAUGUUUGUGUUAGACAAGCAUCUGAAGAGAAUCUUGAGGCCUUAGCCGCUCUCAUGAGAAGUUCCUACAACUUCUUCCGAGAGAGCUCGUCUGCCGCACUUCCAUCUGGCAUCAAUCUAUACACUGUUUCGUCAUCUCAUGCUCCUGUUGAUGGACUGCUUCCCCUGGAGAAAGGAAAGAUUGAAUUCCUUGAUCUCAGUAUACCGAGGAAGCUUCUUUUGUGGGCUUACAGUUUGUUCCAUGGUCGAUAUGCGAAUAUUUCAAUUGUUUUGAAGUUCUGUGAAGAAAAUGCUAAGUCGAGAAUGAGAAGGGGAGCAGUGGCAUCGCCAAUUAUUUCACAGGGGAAUAUGCAUGUUGGUACAAUUCAAGCAGCUGAAAUGGAGGAUAACCAAUCUGUUUCCAAGUCUCUUGCCCUACAUCAAGAGGAUGCUGCAACUAUUUCAAAUGUGUUGCUUGCCAGAAAUGAAGCUCCAAACGCCUCAGUCACAGAUCCCUCGGCUCCAUCUGUUGUAGCUCUUCCAGCUUCACACCUCACCCGUUGCACUGCAACUAAGGGCCCAGAAAAUGCCCAACAGGGCAUUAAUUAAAGAAAAAAAAUGGCAGAUAUUGCAGAUUCAUCCAUUUGAUGAUUGUUCUCGGAGAGUGUCAUUUGGAUUGGAACCUCAAGGUAAGGAACUGGUAAGUAGAAAAUCAUUUAGAUUGAUACGGGAGAAUAUUUUUGGAGUUCUUGUAGCUCUUCCCCCUCGAGUUUGCUGGUUUCCUUUUUUUAGCUGUAUAAAAGUUACGUGGAUGUUUAUCUUAAAACCUGUGCAUAAGUUCUAGGACGAGAAAGCUUCUUUUGUCUGCUUAGUGGAGAGUUUAUUUAUUUUUAUUUUUUCAUUGUAAUUUUGCUUGGAAUUCCAUAAUAUUGAUGGCUUAUUUUCAAAACCUUUUAACAA
This is a messenger RNA of Phalaenopsis equestris, 6387 nucleotides long. RefSeq lists its product as uncharacterized. NCBI's taxonomy places the organism in Eukaryota, Viridiplantae, Streptophyta, Magnoliopsida, Asparagales, Orchidaceae. Gene Ontology annotation, cellular component: nucleus. Bases 133 to 6036 code for a protein of 1967 amino acids. Gene Ontology annotation, biological process: chromatin organization. The transcript has 20 exons. Gene Ontology annotation, molecular function: protein binding; nucleosome binding. The record is from RefSeq and is a predicted model, not a curated record.